Messenger RNA from Lampris incognitus (smalleye Pacific opah), 1017 nucleotides. Its product is annotated as homeodomain-interacting protein kinase 1-like. Gene Ontology annotation, molecular function: transcription coactivator activity; SMAD binding; transcription corepressor activity. The record is from RefSeq and is a predicted model, not a curated record. The coding region runs from base 1 to 1017 and encodes 338 amino acids. Gene Ontology annotation, cellular component: PML body; cytoplasm; nucleus. The transcript has 7 exons. Gene Ontology annotation, biological process: peptidyl-threonine phosphorylation; peptidyl-serine phosphorylation; smoothened signaling pathway. Lineage: Eukaryota; Metazoa; Chordata; Actinopteri; Lampriformes; Lampridae.
AUGUCCUCCCUGGAGUUGAUGAGGGAUGUGGCAUUCACCUUCAUGGAGCUGGAAAGCGGCUGGGACUCCCUUGCCACCGUCUCUAUAGAGAUGGCGAUUUCCACCGCUUUCUGUACUUCCUACUACCUGCUGCAGAGCUUCCUAGGAGAGGGCUGCUUUGGACAAGUGGCCCAGUGUCUCAAACUACCCACAAAAGAGACCGUGGCUGUUAAGAUCCUAAAAACUAAGAGCAAGUAUGCUGUGGAGGCUGAGAAGGAGCUGGCCAUGCUGAAAGUAGUCAGCAGUCUUGAUCCAGACACUCAUAACAUCGUCCGCUUCCAUGAAGGCUUUUUCUAUCGCGGACUCACGUGUCUGGUGUUUGAACAGCUACACAUGAGUCUCCUCGACUACAUGAGACAGACGCACUUUAGACCUCUGUCUCUGAAUGAGAUUCGUCCCAUCACAGUACAGCUGGCCACCGCCUUCAAAGCUCUGAAGAGCAUCGGGCUGAUUCACACAGACCUGAAACUAGACAACAUCAUGCUGGUGGACCAAGUCAAUCAGCCGUUCAGGGUGAAGCUGAUUGAUUUUGGUCUGGCUGUUCGCUCCUCUGAGGUUCAGCGUGGCAGCAUCCUUCAGCCUAUUGGUUACAGGGCACCAGAAGUUGUCUUGGGCCUCCCCAUCUCAGAGGCAAUAGACAUGUGGUCCCUUGGCUGUGUAAUGGCAGCGAUGUUCUUGGGAAGAAACCUCUACCCUUCUUGGAAAGAAUUUGACAUGCUGCCAUGGGAGUACUUCCGGGACACAGGGAAAUCGCCCAGGUGCCCCAGCAGGUUUAGGUUGGGCUCCCUUGAUGUCCUGUUGGAGUGCAGACCUGAGGGGGCAGACGAGCACGAGGAGGAAGACAUCCGGGCAUUUGUUGAUCUGCUCAAGAGAAUGCUCAACCUGGAUGCUGCCAAGAGAAUCACCCCCAGCCAAGCUCUGAGACAUCGCUUCCUCAGCAUGACCCACCUCGCUAUGGGCUACCACCACAGCUCCUAG